UUUGGAAUCCUUCUGCUUCAGCCUCUCAGAAGUUGUCAUCACAGGCCAGUGCCACCAACUCUGACCACAAGAUGCCUUUAACACAUUGAAUUCUUAAAUACAGAGUUGAAGUCUGAUAACACAAAAGGGAUGAAGUGAUGGCAGCCUCUAGAAAUUUAGUUGUUUAUCUACAUAUACAUAAUUUUUCCUUUCUUUUCCUUUUUUUUAGUGACAAUACACAGAGAUCUGUCAGAAGACGGCAUUCUUCAAUUUUGAAACCCCCAAGGAGUCCUCUUCAGGACCUGAAAUGUGGAAAUGAAACAGUUCAGGAAUCUAAUGUUCCAAGAACUAGGAAAAGCUCUCGUCGAGUCAGCUUUGCAGAUACUAUAAAAGUAUUCCAGACAGAGUCUUAUAUGAAAACAGAGAGAAAUUCAGAAAUUGCAGGUAAAUAUGUGAUAUAAAUCCUGCUAGUGUUUUCUUUACAAUUUUUCUGUGGUUAUGUAACCAUAACUUUUCACGUGUGUGCGUGCAUGCGUAUGACUGUGAUGUGAGCAUGUAUUCUAAGAUGUGUGGAGGUCAAGAGACAGUUGAAAUUCUGUUUUCUUUCAAACAUGUGGUCUCUUGGGAUUGUAUUUGGGUCCUAUUUGGCAGCAAAUGCCGUUACCUGCUGAGUCA
Messenger RNA from Acomys russatus (golden spiny mouse), 654 nucleotides. RefSeq names its product kinetochore scaffold 1-like. NCBI's taxonomy places the organism in Eukaryota, Metazoa, Chordata, Mammalia, Rodentia, Muridae. The coding region runs from base 138 to 440 and encodes 100 amino acids. Gene Ontology annotation, cellular component: nucleus. The record is from RefSeq and is a predicted model, not a curated record. Gene Ontology annotation, biological process: attachment of spindle microtubules to kinetochore; protein localization to kinetochore. The transcript is spliced from 4 exons.